AUGCCGGUUGAUCACUCUGGAUAUUCGGAGUCAUGGCCCAUCCACAUUUUCAACGCGGCAUCCCGGAAAAGCAGCAAAGGCCCCAAAGUCUGGCCGAGGGCGGAUAAUUUCCGAUCACACCUCCAUCGCGCCCAUAAGAUCACAUUGACCGCCGACGAUGACCACAAGGACUUCAUCUACCGGCCGCCAGAGGACAAGAUUAACCUCAAAGGCGUUGGGAGUUUCCACGUCGCCGUCGAUGCCCGGCCACCGUAUUUGCAGGACUCUCCCGGUCUUUCAGGCCAAGCGACGUCUCUGGAUCACCAUUUUGGGGAUGGCCAACUCAAUUCACUGCAGGAGACCUCCGUGGGUAUUGACCCUUCAAUCUUCCGGAGCCCGUCUUUGGUCAAGCCCACGGCCGCGUCUAAUGGGGAUGACGAGGAUGAGCUUGUGGAACCUAUGAACAUGGGCAGCUUGGACACUCAGUCCAUCGGUGACUACGAUUUGCAAACUUCCCCGGAUUUCGACGUGGAGUCUCCAGAGUAUGAUCAGCAGGCCUGCCCCGAUCAUGCUGCCGGCACACCGGCACCGACUCUGCCUGAGCCGUUGGAGAAACCAUCGCCGCAGCCAGAGCGGCAUGAACUAAGCAUAGACCGCUUAGGCCCCAGUGAGUGCACCCAACCUGGCCUUGAGGACCACAGAGCCGACUUGGCGCUCCCGCAGCGGUGCAGACGCGGCCCGGAUUUCAGCGCCAUCGUGGAACUUCUGAAAGCAAUGGCCCAUGGUGCCGACCGCAACAAAGAGGAGAUCGUCAGCCUCCUCACCGCGGUUCCUACGGAGGAUCUCCAAACUGCGCUCCGAGCUCGUGGACAGGAUACAGGAGAUGCAUGCCAAAGUGAGGAUGAUCCUAGUAACCGGCCCGAGUGCAACGACUGCGGCAAGACCUUUAGCCGGCAGUGCGAAUUGAAAAAGCACAUCAAAAGACACCAGAAGCCAUACGGCUGUACGUUCAAACAGUGCUCUAAAAGAUUCGGGAGCAAGAACGAUUGGAAGAGGCAUGAGAGCAGCCAGCACUACGAGCUGGAGACUUGGAACUGUAACAAGCUUAAUUGCAACAAGACUUGCCAGCGGAGGGAAAGCUUCAAGAAUCACCUGCAGAAGGAUCACGACGUCAAAGGCGCCGAAGAGAUAGAGGAAAUGUUGGAGAAGUGUCGGAUGGGCCGCCACUGUGGUCCGAGAUUCUGGUGCGGGUUCUGUGUCGAGAUCAUUGAGAUCUCUGCCAUCGAGCGGGGAGGCAAUUCGUGGACCAAGCGGUGCGACCACAUUGACAACCACUUGUUUGGCAAAGAGGGCCUGGAGAAGAAGGACAUCUCAGAGUGGAGGUACCAAGAGGACGAGCAAGACGCGAUCAAGGAGGUGGACUUUCUGGCCGUGCCCGGCAGCGACGUCGACAUGGCCGGCGGCAAGAAGCGCAAGAGCACCGAGGACAUUGACGUGCGGCCUUUCAAGAAGCCGUCCGGCGACGAAACGUACAUGUGGAAUUGCUGUUUCUGCGACACCACCAUGAACUUCAAGACGUCCCCCUCCUGCGUCGAAUGUGGACACGUGCGGUGCUCGACAAACUGCAUGGUAGAGCGAGUCGAGACUAGCGAUGACCAGAUGGCUGCUAUGGAGGGGGAGGAAGCGGCAGUCGCUGGAGACGACAUGCCGCGGACAUGA
Purpureocillium lilacinum is the source of this 1698-nucleotide messenger RNA. RefSeq lists its product as uncharacterized. The record is from RefSeq and is a predicted model, not a curated record. Gene Ontology annotation, molecular function: chromatin insulator sequence binding. NCBI's taxonomy places the organism in Eukaryota, Fungi, Ascomycota, Sordariomycetes, Hypocreales, Ophiocordycipitaceae. Gene Ontology annotation, cellular component: chromosome. Gene Ontology annotation, biological process: regulation of transcription by RNA polymerase II.